UGUCAACAUUAUCUGUCUGUCAUCACUAUGAUAACGGCCGCGCACGAUUUACAUAUUAUUUGAAUUGAAUAAUUUUUACGACAAACUGUAAAUCCUUCGCACCUCCUUCUCCUCAUUUCAAUUUUGCAUAAAAAAUACACCAAUAAAAAAUGGAAACUAAAAAUACGAAAAAUGAUCAAAAGAACCGGUUUUUGAAGCUCUCUCUAAAGAAGAAUAGGCUGAAGAUAGAUCAAGAAUUAUCAAAGCUCAAUCGUAGCUCAGAUGUAAUAAUUCUUGAUGAGUCAUUUGAUAGACUGAAAUCAGAUUUACACAAUAAUGUACAGAAUGCUCAACUAAUUUAUUCCCCAAUCAUCAUAAAUGAUUCCUGUGAAUCGACAAAUGAGAGUUUACCAAAAAUUGACAUUUCUGACAAACAAAUUAAAAGUCCAAACAAGAAUGGAAAUGUGUCAUUUAAUUGUUCCAAGGAAGAUGUUUCUAUAUCAGAACCCAAAAAUGCCAGACCCAGUAUUGGAGGAUGGUCUCCAGCCCAAAACAUAAUCCUUGCUACACCCAGAUAUGAAACAGUGCCUUCAACACCUCGAGAUAUAGCAAAUGAAUCUUUAGAACAAUGUUCCAUGAAAAAAAUACAACAAUCACAGAAGAAACUGUUAGAUGACCUUUAUGGCGAAGCUUGGAAAUCGAUUCCUACACUUUUCAAAACCAUAUCACACAACUAUCCCAAAAUGGAUGGUGUUUCAAAGAAACUACAGUAUGAUGACGAAGAUAGUGAUAAGGAAAAUAUUAGGAGUGAUUUGGAAAAAAACAAACAGUUAUAUUUAACAGGUUCCGAUGUGAAACGAAAAGUUAUGAAUUAUGGGGAUACGGAGAAGAAAUCAAAGAAAAAAUUGUAUACAGAAAAAGUACCAAAUACCCCUGAUAUUCCAAGGACGAGAGUUGUAAGGACUCGUAAUGUGAACAGCACAACGAAAAAAACAAAAGGCAUGUCUGUAACAGAAUUAGUAGAGAUUAUGAGGAAAGAUGAAAUAGAUAACAAUGAUGUGGGUUUAAUAACGAAAAAGGUUGAAAACAUUUCUGUUACUCCUAAGGUUUUGGCGAACAAAACUGAAAACUUGCCUGUUACGCCAGAUGUUGCAGUAAAGAGGUUAAGCUUUAUGGGCUCUCUAGCAGACAAUGUUCCGACGUGGCGGUGUCACCCCGAAGCUUUUCAAUAUAAGGACAAUUAUAAGACAAUGCGGGAACAAUUGGCCAGGCGAUUGUACACCGAAUUUAAUGAAAUAGUCUUCGAUAAUACUCUAGAAGAAGACAUGCCUAUACUGUGGGACAGUAAACUCAGGAGUACUGCUGGGACGACAACGAAUCGUCUACUAAAGAACUCUAAAGGGGACAGGCGAAGGACGUCGAGUAUAAAGCUAUCCACAAAAGUGAUAGACACCCCACAGCGACUCCGCGACACGUUGAUACACGAACUGUGUCACGCGGCUACUUGGCUCAUAGACGGCGAACUACGGGCUGGACAUGGCCCUCUAUGGAAAAAAUGGGCAACACAUGCUCUACGCAAAUUUCCUGAAUUAGGCGAGAUAUCAAGGUGUCACGACUUGCAGAUAUAUUACAAAUAUUCAUAUAAAUGCACCAAGUGUGGUUACAAAAUUCAGCGACACUCCAAAUCGAUAGAUAUCACAAAGAAAUGCUGCGGUUACUGUAAGGGCACCUUCGAGCUGAUUCUCAACAGAAAGAACAAAGAUGGCGUAAUUGUGUCCACUCCGGCUAGGAAGGGCGGUGCGAAUGACUUCGCUUUGUACGUUAAAGAGAAUUAUGGACAAAUGAAAGACGGUGGGCGGUCCCAUGGUGAGGUUAUGAGGUUGCUUGGAGAACAGUUCUCGGCCAAGAAGAAAUUGUGUACAUAAUAAUUAGGUUUUAUAUACAGAAUAGCAUAUGGUAAUACUGGCAACAUAUACACUACAUGAAAAAUAAAAAAAAAAGAAUUAUUAAAAUUAUGAAUAAAAAUAACGAUUUUUAAAAGCCCUUAAUACUGGCAACUUGCAUUAACUGUCAUUUAAAAAAAUAAUUUAAAAAAUUUCAAAUGACAUUAUAAACUACUCCAGAGACCCUAUUUUUGUUACAAAAAUAUUCAGUUCAAUUUAAUAGCUUAGUUACUGGCAACAUUAUGGUGGCUUACCAUAAGAAUUUAGAUAUUUAUUCUACAGUAACUAAUAUUCUGCCUGUUCUGUAAAGGACUUAAUCUGAAGAUAUACAGAGUAAUAGAACAUACAGAGCAACUGUUAGUAGAAUAAACAACAAAAAAUACCUUUCUGUUGGUCCAAUUUGAUAAACUAUCUCUUGUUAUAUUUAAUAAUGUACUAAAAAAAGAAAUUGUUACAAGAUUAACAAUCUGGUUACGUUGUGUGUAAACAGUUAUUUAUUUUUUCAAUAAAGGUGCGAUCACGACAUAUAAUUGUAUACAAUAAACAAAUUUGUAUAGGUAAGUAUACAUUGUUUUUAUUGUUUUAUUUAAUUGAUUUGAGAAUAAGUUCUUUUGAAGACUGAUUUGUAAUAUUUUAUGUGACUAUUGUACUGGUUACAAUUUAUUUAUAUUAACAUAUAUUAAGUUUAAUUAAUAUAUUUAAAACAGCUUUUAAACUAUUAUUUGAUUGAAACCAUAUCAAAAAUGUUUGAUCUACCCAAACUUAAUUCAGACAGAACUGUCGUAUUAUUUUGAUUAAUAGAAACAAUUGUAUUGUUCCUACUGACUUUGUAAACUUAUGUAGCCAAUAAAUUUUAAUUAUAUAAAGAUACAAUAAGGACAUUUCUGAAGCGUCUUAUCUCGAAACCUCUCGAAUAUAAAUUUCAUUUUUAUAUAGCAAUGAAAUCUUUAUUGUAAGGACCAAUAUAAACUAAUUUUCUAAUAAAUUUAAGUCUAUGUAGUUUAUGAUGACCCAUAAAAGAGAUUUAACAAUAUCAUCAAUAUAAAAUAUUAGGUAAAGGUAAAUUAAAAGUAAUGAUACCUCAGAAUCGAACAUUUGAGAAAAAAGAGCUUUUAAAUGAUAAAAGGGUUCAAUGUAUCGCAUAUGUCAAAAAUAAAAUUUAACAUUUUGUUAUUAAAUAUAAAAUGAUGUUUUAUAGUUAGUGAUUAGUGAGUAUUUACUCAGGACUAAGUAAGUCAUACUCAGUAGAAAUGAGUAAAUUUUCGAUAUUUUACUAAACAUAGUCGUGAAGUGAAGUGAAAUUUCGAGUUGGGUGGUUCAAUGAAGAGGUAGCUCAACUGUUCACUGGUGUAGAAGGUACGGGUUCAAAUCCGAUCUACUUUAUUUCUUUUCAAUUGCAAAAUAAUUUUAUUGAAACAUUCUUAUUUUAAUAAUAAUCAAUUUCUAUUGAGUAUUUAUUAAUUUCUACUAGUAUAUGUGAAAAUUAGACUCCCAAAUGUUUUUAUAUAUUUUUACUAGGUUUUGUUUGAAUAAUUUAGUAUAAUAAUCAAAUUUUUAUUAUAAUUUUAUUAUUACUAUAAAAUAUUAAAUUAUUAGAAUUUACUGUUAACUAAACUAAGUGUUAUAAACCGGUUUGUUAAGGUGAUUAACAGAAUAAUUUGAUAAACGACUGUAUUGUUACUGAGGCGAUUGACAAAAAAAAUUGAGAAAUUAUUGUAAUUAAAUGAUUUUUUAUAUAUAAAAUUCUACAUCAAUUUGUCUAGUAAUAUUUAAUUUCUGCACAAUGUAACCAAUAACGGAACGUUAAUUUUGAUACGUUACCCUAGUUUUAAUAUUUCUAUAAAUAUGUACAUAUUUGUGAAUAAUAUUUGACUUGUUGAAGCGUUGAUUUAUGCGUUUUAUUUGUAAACUAUAUUCAAGGUCAUGAUUCAAGAUCAUUGAAGAUCAUCCAGACAAGAACUAUUGAGAUCAGAAGGGAAAAAAUGUUAGGGCACUUGAUACGACACGACGGACUUAUGAACAUUAUUAUAGAAGCUAAGAUAGAAGAAAGGAAGCGAAGAGGGAGAUCAAGGCAUAGUUACAUCAGGCAGAUCAAGGAAAAACUUGGUGUUGUGUCGUAUCAAGAGGUGAAGAGACUCGCUGAAAGUCGUAGUGAGUGGCAAGAGCUUCACCGACAAAAGAGCAGCUCUUAAAUAAGAUAGAUUCCAUACAUAAAAUCUUUGUCCUCAGAAAUGGCAAUACACGAAUGGCACUAUGGGCAUUAUAGUUUGUUCUGUGGUAUCAUAUUAAUAGACGAAGGUUGCCUUCCAUUAGGUGGGCCGUCAGCUUCUUUGCCAUUUCAUAUUGCAUAAAAAUAUUAAUUUCAUUCCUUAUUUAAUUUUAAUUAUAAGGGACAACUUUUUCAUUAUUUUUAAUAUUUUUGAAACCAUAAUGAAGAAUUAAAAAAAAGUGCACUAAACUAGUGCAUGGGGACUGUUAGUCCUCGUUAGCAACAUUGCUCUCAGGUCAGGUCGACCCCCUUUGGAAACCAUUGUGGUUAAUUUCUAUUGAAUUUAAAGCGAUGGUAUUUGUAGAAUGUAAAUGUUUAUUAAUACUCCGUAAUGUUUAAGAUCUCCGGCCGGCAGUCGAGCGUUGUCGAAUUGUGCUGCCACCACUAGAAAUAUUAUUAUAGUUAGUCGUAGAAACAGAAUGCCAAUUACUUUAUCCUCAGUCUAUGACACUAGUA
Galleria mellonella (greater wax moth) is the source of this 4647-nucleotide messenger RNA. RefSeq lists its product as uncharacterized. Lineage: Eukaryota; Metazoa; Arthropoda; Insecta; Lepidoptera; Pyralidae. The record is from RefSeq and is a predicted model, not a curated record. Gene Ontology annotation, cellular component: nucleus. The transcript is spliced from 8 exons. The coding region runs from base 150 to 1904 and encodes 584 amino acids.